This is a messenger RNA of Sphenostylis stenocarpa, 291 nucleotides long. NCBI's taxonomy places the organism in Eukaryota, Viridiplantae, Streptophyta, Magnoliopsida, Fabales, Fabaceae. The record is from the annotation of a GenBank genome assembly.
AUGGGUAUAAUUAGGAGUAGCUUCUCUUUCAUUGCAGGAAUUGCCUUUGGGGUUUACUUGGCUCAGAAUUAUCAAAUUCCUAACCUCAGGAAGCUGGCUGACACUGCCUUGUUAGAGGCAAAGCAAGUUGAAGAAAAAUAUCGCAAGUCUAAGAAGAAGGGCGGUGAAAAUACAAUGUGUGAUGUGGUGUGGAAAAGUGAAGUUGCUCGCUCUCUUAACAUUCUAACCGUGACAAAAAAGCUAAAAGCACUUGCAAUUCCUUCAUCAAAUCAGUUAGUGUUUUUGCUUUAG